Molecule: messenger RNA, 642 nt
Organism: Penicillium manginii
Lineage: Eukaryota; Fungi; Ascomycota; Eurotiomycetes; Eurotiales; Aspergillaceae
Exons: 2
Coding region: 1-642 (213 amino acids)
Source: RefSeq, a predicted model, not a curated record
AUGAAGACCUCCCUGCUCCAAACCACCCUCCUCACAACCCUCCUCCAAACAACCAAUGCCCUCGUGGGAAUCUCCUGGAAAGUCUCCAACGGCCCAAGCAAUGGCCUAAAAGACAUAAGUUUCCCAAUCGCAAUGCCAAACGCAGCCCACAAAUCCGGCUACUACUACGCGCAACAAUUCAGCUUCGCAGGCCAGAGCGAUGUCGGCUACACAGGCCUCCAGCCCCGCGAAGAUAACGGCUCCAACUCCGUAGUCCACGCCGUCUUCUCGAGUUUCGUUGCAGGCACGACAAGCACAGACGCAAAUUGCUCGGACGGCGCGGACGGCGGUGCGGGCGUUUCCUGCGCCGUCGAGGUCUCUGCGACGUAUGCGCAUGGCUAUGUUCUUCGCGUCGAGAAUACGGCGGGGACGACGUGGACGGGUACGAUGGUUGAUGCUGUUGAUGGGACGGAGACGCAUAUUGGGUCCUACACGCUUCCCUCUCGGGCUCGGGGGACGGAUGUUACUUUUGGAGUGCCGACUUCGUCGGGUGGGACUGGGGAGUUGGGGGAUGCGUAUGAAUAUGGAGAUUGUGUUGGGCAGGUGGACUUUAGUACGAAGAGGGUUGAUGGGGAUGCUGUGAAUGUUGUUGUUGGCUUUUAG